UUCUGUUUAUAAAUAUAGAAACAAACAAAUAAACAAAAUCAAACAAAUAACAAUAUGGCUACAACAUUUUUGAAUCGUUUUCAACGGGAUAAAAGUGAAAAACAUCCUCUCUUAAAUAAAGAUCAACAGCCACAACCAAAGCGUACCACGGAUUUAGUAGCGGAUACCGGAAAUCAACAAGCCCAACAAAAUGAAGAGAAUCGCAAUGGCGAAGAAGAGAACAACACAAAUCCAAAACAAAGAAGGCGCAGAUCAUAUGUUUUUGCCACUCUCAAAGAUGUUAUAGCUUUGGCAAAUAAUGAAGAUGCUGCAGCCCCAGCAGCACCCACCAACAGUAGCGGCACUAGCAGCAGCUGUAGUAAUAAUAAAAAUAAAAAUAAUGAGGCAAAACAAAAUGAAGAAAAUGAUCUACAGAAAAAAGAAAUAAAGAAGGAUAAAACAGAAACAGGGGAGGAAACUAACAAACAAACGGAGCAAACGUCGCCGACGCAGCAGCCACAACAGAAUCAACAACCUAGACAACAGAGACGUUAUAUGCGUAGUGCUACGGCGGCUAGUGUAACACAGUUGUUGUCGGAUGGUUGUAAUAAUCUGUUGCAAAGAUUUCGUCGUAAUCCGAGCGAACGACCUGAACAAAAAUCUCAUAUACAGCCACAACAACAACAGCAACAACUACGCGAACGGGAACGUGAACGCGAAAAACAGCAACAACAGAAAUCAAUUCGGUAAAUGUUGCUUAAACAAAUCAAACGGAAAUUUAUAUUUGAACACAAUUUAAUAAUAAAAGAAAAACUCGGUCAAUUUAUAAAAAAAA
Molecule: messenger RNA, 814 nt
Organism: Calliphora vicina (urban bluebottle blowfly)
Lineage: Eukaryota; Metazoa; Arthropoda; Insecta; Diptera; Calliphoridae
Product: transcription factor SPT20 homolog
Exons: 1
Coding region: 55-729 (224 amino acids)
Source: RefSeq, a predicted model, not a curated record